CCAUCGUCGACGAACUUGGAUCACCUCCCCUCUAUUCCCCACAAUCAGCACCUCUCUUCUUGACAGAUAGGCUUUCCUGCUCGAUUGCACAGCCGGAAGCAGGACCCUCGCUCUGUCGCGCAGCUUUUACCCGACCCGCCCAAACGCCCUCCCACGCACACUCGCUAAAAUGUCCGAAAACGGCGGCACGAAGAAGAUCACCUUGGAGCAGCUGCAGCAGCACAAGGAUCACGGUGACCUGUGGCUGAGCAUCGGUGGUAAAGUCUACGAUGUCUCCAAAUUCAUGGACGAGCACCCAGGUGGUGACGAGGUCCUGGUCACAGAGGGCGGCAAGGAUGCUACGGAGGCGUUCGAGGAUGUUGGCCACUCGGAAGACGCACGGGAGUUGCUGGGACCAAUGCUCGUUGGCGAACUCGAGGGCGCGAAGAUCGCACCCCAGAAGCCCAAGUCCGCUUCCGUCGACCCAACAGCGGCAUCUGCAAGCAACCCGCUUCUCAUGUUCCUCCCACUCGUCUUCCUCGGCCUCUGGAUGGCGUACAGGAACUACGCCAGCUAGAUGACAGAGCUGUGCAGCUUCACGCAAGCGUACCGUGUAAUGCUCACGUUUAUUCUAAGAUUGCUUAAUACAUGCCGUUCGCGCG
Tilletiaria anomala UBC 951 is the source of this 641-nucleotide messenger RNA. RefSeq names its product cytochrome b5. The coding region runs from base 170 to 556 and encodes 128 amino acids. Gene Ontology annotation, cellular component: endoplasmic reticulum membrane; intracellular membrane-bounded organelle. Gene Ontology annotation, molecular function: heme binding. The record is from RefSeq and is a predicted model, not a curated record. The transcript is spliced from 4 exons. NCBI's taxonomy places the organism in Eukaryota, Fungi, Basidiomycota, Exobasidiomycetes, Georgefischeriales, Tilletiariaceae.